Messenger RNA from Suillus clintonianus, 1461 nucleotides. Its product is annotated as DExH-box splicing factor binding site-domain-containing protein. The transcript is spliced from 3 exons. Gene Ontology annotation, biological process: mRNA splicing, via spliceosome. Gene Ontology annotation, cellular component: spliceosomal complex. The record is from RefSeq and is a predicted model, not a curated record. The coding region runs from base 1 to 1461 and encodes 486 amino acids. NCBI's taxonomy places the organism in Eukaryota, Fungi, Basidiomycota, Agaricomycetes, Boletales, Suillaceae.
AUGACCGGUCAACAAACACUUGCUGUAUCCCGCACGACGAUGUCCAAACUGUCCUUCACUGUCCGCAAACCCCCAGCAACCGACGACGACAAGGCUAGCGACAAAUUCAAACUCUCAGCGCUCCCUCGUCAUCUUUCUAGUGCCGCCAGCUCUGCCUCUGGCACCCCACUCACAGGUUCUCCUCGUACUUUCAGCUCUCGAGAGGAUUCCGACGAAGACGAAGAGAGCGGGAUCGUGUUUGCCGAUGGUGGGCGUAAAGAAGAGCCAGACUCCAGCGACGAUGAAGACGACCGUCUCGAGGAUGAGCUUAUCACAUCUUUCAAUAAAUUUGGUGCACAGCGCGUAAAUGGCAAAAAGGCCAAGACUAAAGCUCCUACGGGCCCGCUUGUCAUUCCUUCGAAGCCAAAUCCUGACUGGCGGGAGGCAGCACGGAAACGUCGUGCAGGUUCUGCACGGUUCGUCCCUGACUCUGCAAAAGCGAGCACAGGUGCAGACGGGAGUGUUGGAGGUCUUGGCACGCGCGACACCAUCAACUCCGGCCCCCAGCUCUCAGGUAUUCAGUUCGGCAACAAGGAAGUCAGGGUCGACACAAGCACGACGUCUACCGACGGAGAAACAACCAUGACGGUAGAUGAACACGUCAAAAUGGAAAUUGUAGCAGAGACGGAAGAUCAAAAAGCCCUUCGUGCGCUGCUGGCUGGGGAUAUGGACUCGGCGCCCCAGAUCGAUACUAUUCCCGUGCCCCCGAGCGAAACCGAUGCCCUCCAGCAAGAUGUGGCUUCGCUUCCGGAUGUGGCUUCUGCUGAUGACUAUGCGCGUGUGCCCAUUACUGCGUUUGGAGCCGCUAUGCUGCGCGGCAUGGGCUGGGUGGACGGUGGGGCUGUCACAAGCUCAGAACGAGCCAAAAAGAAUGCGCUGGUGGAGCCUUACCUGCCGAAAUCACGGCCUGCGCUCUUGGGAAUUGGAGCAAAGGAACAAGAGGUAUUGGAUGACGGUAGUAAGAAGAAGAAACGGAGAGGGGACGAGAAGCGGUACAUCCCGCUCGUGAGGCAGGAGAGCAGUAGGGAAGAAAGCAGGAAUGGGAGUGCGACUGUUUCGCGGAGGGCUUCGCGGUCACCUGAGAGAAGGAGCGGAGGGGAGAGCAGUAGGAGGGAUGAUCGUGAGAGAAGAAAGGAUGACGACCGUGAUAGAAGGAGGGACAAUGAUUAUGACGGGUCUAGGAGAGCAAAUGAUCGCGAUAGGCGACGAGACGACGACCGUGACGAUCGGGGAGCAAGAGACAGAGAUGACAGAAGAAAAAGAGACGAUAGUAGAAGGAACAGCGACAGGGACAGGGAUGUGGACAGACGGGACCGAGAUCGCGAUACAGGGAGAGAGAUGGGGAGAGCAGUCGGGGAGGAAGGGACAAGCAAGAUUAAUCAUGCUGGUAUGGGUACCAUCACGGAUUUUCAAAAGCACUAG